AUGAGAAAUAUUGCGGGUUUAACGAGAGGGAAAUUCAGGAGUCGUAACUACAUCAUUUCGCUGUUAAUCCAUGAUAAUAAUAGUGUUGGAAUAAGGGUACCUUGGUGGGGGGGAAGUCAUUUACCGAUACGAUUUGCCGGUGCUUCCACUUCUUCUGAAAUGGAGGUGAACGCGGGGAUGGCGAAGAAGAAUAGAACAAAGAAGAAGGAGAAAAACGGGCAGAAAGAGGAGAAGGAGAAUGGUAAAAAGGGGGUGGGUGAGCAGGGUUUGGUUUCUGUUGAGGUCCCCACUUUGGAACCAGCGAGUAGCGCCAUCACCAACUCAAUUGAAGAUGAUGGUGUUGAGAUGCAGAAGUUGAGAAUUGAUGAUAAUGAUGCGAUCAAGCCGCCGAAACGCCGACGAGGUCGACCAGUCAAGGCCAAUCUAGAUGAAAACAUUGUAGGUCCAGUGGCAGAAACCGAAAAGAAGAAGUUGCAAACUCGACAAGAUAUGUUUAGCUUGAGUAAUCAGCUUCAAGAUUAUGACGCGGGGAAGAUCCAUCAGUUUGAAGCGAGCUUGAUUGGAGAUGAAGAGACACGGUAUGUGCAGUCUUUGAUUCGUGAAGUUGUCACGCUGGCUAAACCAAAGAAACCUGUCAAGAAAAGGGCACCAACUGCGAAACUGAAAUUGAAAGAGAAAGAGAAAGAGAAGGCAAGUUGUGGCUCUGGUUUGGCUUUGGCUAACCAGAGUCUUAUCCAGAUUUAUGAUAACUGGAGAUUACCACAUGAAGCAAAACUACCCAUGCUGAACGCCCUCUUUUCCAAUCAACAUGAAGUAACGCCCUUUGAAUUUUACACAAGCCACAAUUCAGACUCAUCGAUUGUCAAGAGUCCUCGCUUGUCAACGACGAGAUUAUUGGUUAACUCCUGGUGUCAAUUCCGUGACUAUUAUUCGAUUUUUGCUGGUAGUCCAAGAACUGAAACUAAAGCUAUGCAACUGGGCACUCAGCAUCACGCACAAUUGGAAAUUGAAUCGCAUCCAGAAUUGCAAAUGGAUUUUACCGCGUUGGAAACUUUUUACAAUUGUAAAAUGGAAGAGUUGAAAGCUGACGCGGUGGAUGAAACGACUUUGGCCUAUUUGAACUCGAUGCACCUGAUUGAUGCAGAAAGUAUAAAGAGCAUGGAUUGGUUCACUCAGAUUAUAUCGCGGUUGUACGUGGCUCUUGUUCGCGGUGUAGCGAGAGAGGUAUUAGUGUGUGGCUAUCUCGAUUUACCGAAUCACAAGUUUAUCGAUGCCGAAGCUUUCAAUGGGGCGAAAUCAAUGGACAAACUCGCCGCCCACGGAGGUUGUGAUGAUGGAGGUGAUAGGUAUCUUGAGCCGCAUAUUUUGGUCAGUGGAGUAGUGGACAUGAUCAAGGUUGCCAAUCCCCGAGAUGCGUGCGACUAUACCUUCCACCGCCGCUUAAAUGACGUGGUUGAUUUCGAAUUUGAAAAAGAUCAAGAUACCCAAACUCCGAUUAUUGACUUGGGGCGGUUUAUCAACGAGGUUCAAAUUUUGCUCAAUGGUGAUUUCACAAGGGAUAAUCUUUCAGUCACGGUGACUGAUGUCAAGACGCGACAUUGGAGUAAUGUUCCUCGCCAACGUUCAGUGUUGCGCAGUGCCAAGAUUCAAACUAUGUAUUAUCGAUAUAUGAUGCAAUUAUUGAGUGCCGAUGAGAAUUUCGCGUAUCAGUGUCUUGUUCGAAGUGCCCGGAUCAGAGGCUUGGACGUGGACAAACCGUUGAACCAUUUCACGAUACUUCAAAUGUUGCAUUUGCAUUACGAUUUACUUUCUCCAGAUUUUGCAAAAUUGAAGAACGGGCAAUCGAUAGGGUUUGAUCCCUACGAUCGUCAUGUCGUCAACUCCCACGGAGACCUGGAUCCGGCCACGACCCAGGCUUACAAUUUCGGCAUUCUUUUCCAAAACAGCCACCAGUUUUCACAGGAGUCGCCACAAUGCGACGCCUACUUGGCUGAAAUGGAGCCGAUUUCAGCUCAGCUUGAAUUCAACCAGGCUCGCUACCUCCGCCCGCUCUUGGGCGAGUGGAAAACACCACCUACAUUGCGAUAUUUUGCAGCACGCGCAGCUCAAUUUUAUCAUUUAUUCCACGGUUUCCUAGGCGAUGAGACCACCGUCGAGUAUCACAAUGCGAAACUUGCUCGAAAAUUCCACACUAAUGUAUACAAGUAUGACGAAGCUGAACUCGAGGAGGAGAUUGAAGAUGCGUGCAAGUUUUGGAACGGUGAGAUGAGGCCGAAACCAGUUGACGAUGUCGACAAGUGCCGCUAUUGCGAUUUCGCUUCGAAAUGCGUCGUUUUCGAAAAAGCAUCUAAAUCAGAGGGUAAAGUCGAUAGUGCUGAGGCUGCGAAUCCAGAGCAAGGGCGGGGUUCUCGCAUCGUGCUCGACUUGGCCCAGAUUGGACCAGCCUUGAGAGAAUUUGUUAAGCUGAGUCAAACCCCAUCUGAACCUCACGACGAAGAGAGCCCCCGAUCAUAA
This is a messenger RNA of Lodderomyces beijingensis, 2514 nucleotides long. The record is from the annotation of a GenBank genome assembly. Lineage: Eukaryota; Fungi; Ascomycota; Pichiomycetes; Serinales; Debaryomycetaceae.